AUGCCACAAUCUGGGUCUUUGAUCCGCGCUAGUGACGUCGUGUGGCAUCCAGAGUUCACAAGGCGGUGUCGGGACCUCAAUCUCAGAGAGCUAGAAAAGUCUCACUUGGAGUGGCUGGCGCAGAGUGUGGCGGACACAGUAGAGGAUGUGGAAAGAGCCCGGGCUGCGCAACUGGAUGUGAAUAUUGCGCCCCUGUUCAUAAGGGACGACGACGACGAGAUCUCUGCUGAAGCCGAUAAAGUCGAAGCAUUCUGCCCCAAGACGACUCUCCGACAUCUUUUGACAGAGACCGUGGAAGGCGGCACUUCUCCAAGCCCCAAGGCUCUGUUGGAUGAGAGGAGUAUCAAUGGUGGUGUUAUCAGUGAAAGACGCAACAAAGGCCCACUCACUGCGCGACAGCUGUACCAGGCGCUUAGUGAGCCUCGCUAUCGGUCGAAUCAGGCACAGUAUUUGGAUGUACGACACAGACACAUAUACCUCACUGACCUGGAUCCUGAGUGCGUAUGCGCCAUCUUCGGCACAGCACCACACUAUCAGAAGCGCGCGGUCGGUUCCUUGGUGUAUAGGCAUCUCCAGUCGGCGCCUCACACAACUGUCUCCAUCUCUCCACAGGGACACAAUUUUGCGUUUGCAUUUCACCUUCGCUACAAGCUGAUGCGCCGGUCCGAUACCCCAAAUCUUGAUACACGGCGCUUUGCGAACAAUACAGCUCUCCGGGAGUAUCGAAACGUCUCGUUCCUCGACAAAAGAGGCAAUCAGCCCGGUAUUCAUUGCUACGAAGCACAAAUAUCCUAUCUGGUAACCGGAAACGAUGAUUCGUUAUGGGAUUCUCUUUGUAUCAGCGACAACUACUUUAAUUCCAAGCAAGCCGGGACGAGUCUAACGGACGUAUACGAGGAGAUCAGUCAAGACGCCGACGGACUUGUGGCCCUCGAUCCAUCCACCCGAGGUGAAGCCGGGCCUGACUUCCCUGCCACGGAUCCUCGCGAGAAGUUUCCGAGAACGCUGGCGUACCACUUGAAGCGCGUUACAGCCGAGUACAUGCGCAUAGUGGACUGGCUGAACGACCCCGUUCGUGACUAUGCGCAGUGUAAACAUAACCGGCAGCAUCUCUCCAAGAGACCUCAUACCAAAAUGAAAGACGAAGGCUUCGACACCCUCAAAUGGAGUGCAGAAGUCAAAGAUCUAGCAGACAUGUUUUCGAUGGAGGUGGCUGACAUAAAGGAUGAAGUCGGGAGUUUCCUUGAAAAGAACCAUAUUCUCUUCCCAUCGGAACUCUGUGGUCCUGCGAUAUCCGACAUCAUUGAUAACAUGGAGGAGUUGGAGAAGGUGCAGAGGAGGCUCCGAAGUGUCAGCAGCAGGUGUAAGAGUCUGAUCGAAACUGAACAGAAUCUCCUGCAGCAGUUCCCUGCCGAAAUAGGACGGAAGACUGAAUUCAUUUCGAAGUCCAUAUACCCUGUGAUGAUCGCGACGGGCAUCUUCUCCAUGCAGGAUCAUGUUCUGCCCUUCAAAGCCAACACCACGGCAUUUCCGCCAAAAUUGGUGUGA
Messenger RNA from Cladophialophora yegresii CBS 114405, 1548 nucleotides. RefSeq lists its product as uncharacterized. The transcript is spliced from 2 exons. The record is from RefSeq and is a predicted model, not a curated record. Lineage: Eukaryota; Fungi; Ascomycota; Eurotiomycetes; Chaetothyriales; Herpotrichiellaceae. Bases 1 to 1548 code for a protein of 515 amino acids.